Pongo pygmaeus (Bornean orangutan) is the source of this 2642-nucleotide messenger RNA. RefSeq names its product SWIM-type zinc finger 7 associated protein 1 (gene SWSAP1). Gene Ontology annotation, molecular function: single-stranded DNA binding. The coding region runs from base 616 to 1365 and encodes 249 amino acids. Lineage: Eukaryota; Metazoa; Chordata; Mammalia; Primates; Hominidae. Gene Ontology annotation, cellular component: Shu complex. The transcript is spliced from 2 exons. Gene Ontology annotation, biological process: double-strand break repair via homologous recombination. The record is from RefSeq and is a predicted model, not a curated record.
ACAGAACCCCUUAGCCAGUGAGGAAGUAAGUUGAGAGCCUUCAUCUCACAGACUUUCGUGGAUGGCCGUUGAUGUUUUGCACACGAGUGUCCAUGAGCCUGUGUCCCCAGACACACACUCCUGCCCAUACUCAGGUGCACAGAAAGACAAGCACACAGCUCAUCCCCCUCUCCAACUCUCAGUUGUCAUUGGAUGACAUCAGCAAAACCACACACAAAUACAUGCCGAUCACAAUACUCCUCUGAGAUAUCAUAAGCCCCAUUUUACAGCAGGGCAAACUGAGGCUAGGAGACUUUAAAUAAUAUGUCACUCAUUCUGGUCUACUCCUCCAACUCUCAACCCUUGUAUUUGUCUGAUUAGCUGACAAUAAUAGUAUUCGUGCUGGUUCCCCCAGCAGCCUCCCUCAGGGAAGGCUCUUAUUUCCCUAUUUCCCUCGAAUGCACCCAUUCCUCCGCAUAGGGUCUAACCAUUUGCCCAUUCACCAGAGGAAUCGAGUUUUGAUGGACAGAUUCCUAGACCAAUAGAGAAACUAAGUGAACUGUACCGAUGCGGCCACGGCUUGGGCGGGACUAAGGCUGGGAACGAGCCACCGAUUGGUCAAGAGCUACGCGGCGAAUGGCGGAGACGCUGAGGAGGGUGCUAACCAGGGGCGGUGCGGUCUGGUCCGGGGAGAACACGCCUGCCGCCGGACCGCCUUUGCUGCUGCUCGGUACACCAGGAUCUGGAAAAACAGCGCUGCUAUUUGCUGCGGCCCUAGAGGCGGCGGGGGAGGGCCAAGGCCCAGUCCUCUUCCUGACACGAAGCCCUCUUCAAAGCAUGCCCCGCGGGACCGGAACGACUCUAGACCCAAUGCGACUCCAGAAGAUCCGCUUCCAGUACCCACCCUCAACCCGAGAGCUUUUCCGGCUCCUGUGCUCUGCCCAUGAGGCCCCGGGGCCAGCCCCCUCCCUUCUGCUGCUCGACGGCCUAGAAGAGUACCUAGCGGAAGACCCAGAGCCCCAGGAAGCCGCCUACCUCAUUGCCUUACUUCUAGACACAGCUGCCCACUUCAGCCACCGGCUUGGGCCUGGCCGGGACUGUGGGCUCAUGGUGGCCCUCCAGACCCAGGAGGAGGCAGAUAGUGGGGACGUCCUGCACCUGGCACUGCUCCAGCGGUAUUUUCCUGCCCAGUGCUGGCUGCAGCCAGAUGCACCAGGUCCAGGAGAGCACGGCCUCCGAGCCUGCCUGGAGCCAGGCGGGCUGGGCCCCAGAACAGAGUGGUGGGUGACUUUCCGAUCAGAUGGAGAAAUGAUGAUCGCUCCGUGGCCCACCCAGGCUGGUGACCCCAGCUCAGGCAAGGGUUCAAGCUCUGGAGGCCAGCCCUGAGCUUUGGUGGGUGACUACCUCUCUGUGCUUCAGUUUCCCAUGGCUGGAAUACUUACCUGAGGGACAUAUGCAGAUCCAAAGACCUAAACAAUAUAAAGUGCUUUUUCUCUUUUAAAAGUAUAGCAUUAUCUUGUAUAUAUUGUACCCAAUCAAUAUGUUGUUUAGUUUUGUUGCUUUAAACUUUAUAAAAAGAGCUUCAGGCCAGGCAUGGUGGCUCACGCCUGUAAUCCCAGCAUUUUGGGAGACUGAGGCGGUCAGAUCACCAGAGGUCAGGAGUUGGAGACCAGCCUGCCCAACAUGAUGAAAUCCUGAUCAACUAAAAGUACAAAAAAAUUAGCUGGGUGUGGUGGCAGGUGCCUGUAGUCCCAGCUACUCGGGAGGCUUAGGCAGGAGAAUUGCUUGAACCCAGGAAGCGGAGGUUGCAGUGAGCCGAGAUUGUGCCACUACACUCCAGCCUGGGCGACAAAGCGAGACUCCAUCUCAAAAAAAAAAAAAAGUUUCAUGAUAAACAUAAUCUUCUGAGACUUCCUUCUUUUUGCACUCAACGUUGUUACUAAGAUUCAUCUACAUUUUUUUAGUUCAUUCCUUUUUCCAUAUUGCAUAUAAUUCCAUGGGUGACUAUACCCUGAUUUCUUCAUCAGAUUGCCUUAUUUACUGCUGCAAACAUUCUUGCACACAUGCCCUGGUACGUGUGUGUGUUUUUAGGGGCCGAGACAGGUGGAUAACCUGAGGUCAGGAGUUCGACGUCAGCCCGGCCUACGUGGUGAAACCCUGUCUCUACUAAAAAUACAAAAUUUAGCCAGGCGUGGUGGCAUGCACCUGUAAUCCCAGCUACUUGGGAGGCUGAGACAGGAGAAUUGCUUGAACCCGGGAGGCAGAGGUUGCAGUGAGCUGAGAUCGAGCCACUGCACUCCGGCCUGGGUGAUGGAGACGAGACUCCGUCUCAAAAAAAAAAAAAAAAAAAAAAAAAAAAUCAGUCAGGCUUGGUGUUGCACGCCAGUAGUCCCAGCUACUUGAAAAGCUGAGAGGCAGGAUGAUCGCCUGAGCCCAGGAGGUCGAGGCUGCAGCGAACCAUGUUUGAGCUACUGGGCUCCAGCCUGUGCAACAGAGUGAGACCCUGUCUCAGAAAAAAAAAAAAGUAGUUAAAGCAAAACUCCCAUUGAGUUACUUGUUGACACCAAGUGUCAUCAGAGUACUUUCUUAGAACAUGGCCUGAUUCAGAAUUAUUGUUAUUAUUAUUAGUGGCAGACACAAGCUGGAGGCCCUUAAACAGCUUU